Molecule: messenger RNA, 1071 nt
Organism: Durusdinium trenchii
Lineage: Eukaryota; Dinophyceae; Suessiales; Symbiodiniaceae
Source: the annotation of a GenBank genome assembly
CAAAACGCGCAUGUGCUUGAUGUUUGCGUUUUCGGCGCGUUUGACAUGGCAUGUGGCAAGUUGAUUUUGCUGUGUGGAGCAUCAGGUUCUGGCAAGUCAUCAUUGGCAGCCACGCUUGGAGAGGCCAUCGGUGCCACCCUUUUGCAUCAAGACAACUAUUUCCUUAAAGCAUUUGUCAGAUACCAAGACCGAGUUGACGACAGUUUUGAAGGUCCAGACCAUGUGAACUGGCCACGGUUGCGCUGUGACACGCUGGAAGCAUUGAAAGCCUCGGACUGGGUCAUCGUGGAAGGGCACUUGGUAGCUGGUGACCAGGAGCUUUCAUCGCACGCGAGCAUGGUGGUAUCUCUCCACUGCCCACCUGACCUGUGCAAGGCGCGGCGCUUACAACGGCGCAAGAGACCGGAGAAGGAGGAAGAGGAACUGGCAGACUACAUUGACCUGUUUGUGUCGCCGGCUUUCCUCAGGUCGGGGCGACCGGAUCGGUCAAUCAGGGCCGACCGGACGUGGCAGGUAUGGGCGCCCUGCAUUGGAUGCCGUGGAGAAGUCUUGCGGCAGAGCAGCAACUCAGUGAACAUGUUCCUGUUCCAAUUUGGAAUGACCGUCAUUGGGCGCAUGAGGGAGGAGGCAUUUGCCCGCUUUCGUUGCAGGUGGCCGCCCCACUCCAUUUGGGUCACCUGCGGUUCACCUGCCGAACGCUGCUGCAGGUAAGGACUCGGCCACGCCGCUUCUAAUCUUUGACUCUGCCAAGACGACGGUGGCGGAGCAAGCGGAGUCCAUCAAGGUUGCAGUGGAGAAAAUGAAACCAACAGAGGAGGGCCGAGCUGACCUUCGGUGACCGGAGCGGUGAUCCCCCACGGUCCGGAGCACUCCACGGACCCACGGAUCGACCGCGGCACGCGGCCGACCGACGACGCGAGCGGAAAAAGGGGCGCCCAAAAGAGCCGAGUCUGCGGCCGUGAGCGUUGGUUGGAGCCGGCUUCACUGGGAAGACUUUUGGAUUGUGGGUUCUUUUGUUCUUCUUGUGUUGUGGCUCUGGCUCGAAGUGCCUUUCAAUGACCUUCAGGAUGG